Naumovozyma castellii is the source of this 2955-nucleotide messenger RNA. RefSeq names its product Sin4p (gene SIN4). Lineage: Eukaryota; Fungi; Ascomycota; Saccharomycetes; Saccharomycetales; Saccharomycetaceae. The record is from RefSeq and is a predicted model, not a curated record. The coding region runs from base 1 to 2955 and encodes 984 amino acids. The transcript has a single exon.
AUGCCGCUGAUAGGUCAACACCCAAUAUCUUGGUCGAAAACAGGUAUUAUUGCAUAUUCCAAUCCCAAUUCGAAAGACAGCAAUCUAUGCAUAACAUUCCUGGAGACUGUUAAUGGUACCAAUUGGCGUUUUCAUCCACCUCAAAAAUACAUUUUACAUCCCCAAUUACAUGAAGAUCAAUUCAGUAUUGACGAGAUAAAGAAGAAUCAAACACCCGCGGCCAACAACACAACGACUAAUAAUAUGCCCUCUAACAAGAACCAUACGACCAAUGGAACCAAUAAUAACACUCCUGGUGUGCAGCAGCAAUCAGGGAAGCAGCCAGCACCGCAGUUUUUCUAUAAUAUUUCAAGUAUCCAUUGGAGCAAUUGGUUCAGUCUAAUAGGUGAUAUGCUUGCAGUUUGCGAUGAAUUAGGUAAUAUGACAAUGUUGAUUGCAGGUCAGGGACCAGAUGGGGCCACUACAUUCGAUAAACUAACAAUGCUUUUCCAAGACAACGUAUAUAAGAUUUACAAUCAUGUGAUGCCCUUGCAUCAAUCCACGCCAAGUAUUGUUUCCCGAUUGGAAAGGAAGCAAACAAAGAAGGAAUAUAACACCACUAUUUUAGAUUUCCAUUGGUUAAGUUCCACCAAGAGUGUUGUUUCUGCACAAUUUUGUGCCCUGGAUAAUGCAUCUAAUACUUAUAGAACAAAAGCUCAACAGAUCCCACCAUAUGGGAUAUUCCAUCCACCAUUUAUGAAAUAUGCUUGUUUAGCUAUACGUAAAAAUGGCCAAAUUGAUUUUUGGUAUCAAUUCUCUAAUUCCAAAGAUCAUAAAAAGAUUACUUUACAAUUGACCAAUUCGGAGAAUUCAAGAACUAAGGAAUUGGACUGGCUACAGUUUGCUAAAUUAACUUCCAUAAAUGAAGAUCAAUCUAUGUUAAUUUCCACAUAUUCUAAAUUGACUCAAAAAGUCAGUUUUUAUAAAUUACAAGUUGGUUGGAAUGUAAACACAGCGAAACCAUCGGUAUUAAAUGACCCAACGUUACAAAUACAUCAGGUUUUGGAAACCACUAUUGAUCAACUGGAUUCUGCUGGUAACGUCCUAGAAUUGAUUAAUUUGCAUGUCGUUUCCAAAUCACCAUUGGAAAAGGAUUCGUCACCAGAAGUCUUGUUAAUAUAUUUGAUUUCAGGGACUAAGAAAACAUUGAUCAAACGAUUUAGAUUGGUACAAACACAAUUAUCGUAUGAUUUUGUUUCCACAUUGAAACCGAAUUGGAAACAGCCACCAGGUGAAAAUGUAACGCAAUUAUUAAAAUCAACUAGAUAUAACCUUCAGCAUCAUACUGAUAUUAAAUUGGAGAAUAAAGCUAUUUAUGUCACUUCAGAAAUGUUAGAUGGGUUUGUCACAUUUUAUUUUGAAGAUGGAUCCAUUGCAUCAUUCAAUCAAAAUGAUUGGAAAUUGGAAACAGAACGUUUAAUCUAUCAACCACAACAGGGGAAAUAUAGUAAUAUCAUUACAUCAACAUUGAGUGCAAAUUUUCAAUACCCUGGAAUUCCAAACGUAAGUACAUUAGAAUGGAUACGAGUGUCCCCAUCUUUAUCUGGUGUCUUAUUUAAACAAAUAGGUAAAGUAACACCAGAUUUUCUCCCCAUUAUUCAAUCAAAUGUUGCUGAUCCAACAAAAGAUGAAGUUAAUGCUACUGCAUUAGCAUUUGGAUUUGUGGUGAGUACACAUAGACAAUUAGCCAACGAAGAUUUUUCCAUUGCCUGUAAGACUCAUAUUUUGAAAAUAUUACAACUGGAUGAAGAUAGAGCGAAGAAAUUCAUCACAACGUUAAUGACCAGAUUAUUUACAUUCUUUAACAUUGUACCAGAUGCACCAAAGGAAAUAUUGGACAAGAUUAUAUCACUUAGAUCCAUGCAAAAAGUUUGGUUGUUACAAUUAGAAUUAGGUAAUUGUUUUGAAAGAAGUAGUAUCGAUGAGAUGGCAAGAUCAAUAUUUUAUUUGAAAAAUGUUUUGUUUGCAUUUAAUGGUGUCUCACGUAAUUUGCAUUUGGCCAUUGAACAAAUGAGUAAUGAUAGUAGUAUUCAACAAAAUUCGGGGAAAUUAUUCCAUAAAGCAUUUUCAAAGCAAGAUUUGAUUUACUCUUUAAUCCCCGCUGUUAAAUGGUUCGUUAAAUUCAUUACCUAUCUGAUUCAAGAAAUGUUAAUUCUAAUAAAUAAUCCUCCUACUAAGCCAAACACUUUAGUCAUUGGGAUAUUAUGUGCCAAGAUUCCAAGGGUAAUGAUUUUAUCUGUUAUGGAUGAAAUCAAAAAGAUUAUACAGAUUAUUAGUAAAUUCCCCGAGAAUUCAUACCCCAUCCUAAAUGAAUCAUCUCAUUUUUUGAAAUUGGUGCUAGAUGAUUCACCAGUCAAUUUUGAGAAAUUUGAAACUUUCCUAGUGGAUGUUAAUAAUAAAUUUACUACAUUUAGUGAACAACAACCUUCUCAGGGAAGAGAACCUUCAUUAUUAGUUAAUGCGGAGAUACCUUUGGAUUCUAUCAAGAUGUAUGAUUUCUUAUUAACGUAUUCAAAUAAUGCAGUUAUUUCGCAUGUGGAUGCAGCUGAAAUUUAUUUUUGUGAUACUAGUGGAUUGAGAAUUUCCAAUAUGGAAAUAUUUCAAGAGAAUGUUUUCCACCUUUUACAACCUUUUGAAAAGGGGUUAAUACUGGAUAUGGAGGAUUCCGCAUUGAAAUCUAGGAAAUUUAGUCGGAUUCUAUAUGAUGGAAUUACAUGUGAUCAAUUGAGUGUAGAAGAAUUAUCAGAUGGUAAAUUGAAAAGGUGUCGUAGAUGUGGUAGUGUUACAAGAGCUGGGUAUGUAGUUGGUAAGAAUAAGACUAUUGUCGCGACGAACACACAGACUAGAAGAUGGCCUACUAUGUAUACAAGGAAUUGUAUAUGUUCAGGUAUGUUAUAUGAACUGGAUCUGAAAUGA